AUGGCUAAUAUUCUUGGAUUUCCACUGCAACAACAAAGGCUGCCAGUUUUAGCUGGUCUUUAUCCUUGUCUCUCUACAAUUCACACGGUUGCUGCUAAUUCUGUUUCAGAAUCACAGAAGAAGUGGAACAUUGGAUUUAAAGGACCUCGUCGGUUGGUAUUGGGACUUGGGGUCUCAUUUUGGUCGCAGUUUAUGAGUAUGGCUGGUACAGCCAGAAGCAACUAUCUCAUCGCCUCUGCAAGGCAAAAGGGUGUCAUUGAAGAGGUAUUGAAGAAUGUGGAUUGGCCACAGCAGUUUCCAUUCAAGGAGGAGGAUUUCCAGCGCUUUGAUGAGUCUCCCGAUUCAUUGUUCUAUGAUGCUCCAAGAUUUGUGACACACAUUGAUGAUCCAGCCAUUGCUGCACUGACUAAGUACUAUUCAAAGGUUUUCCCUCCCAGCAACACUCCAGGAGUAAGCAUCCUGGACAUGUGUAGCAGUUGGGUCAGCCAUUUUCCAAAAGGAUACAAGCAAGAUCGUAUAGUUGGAUUAGGCAUGAAUGAAGAAGAGCUCAAACAGAAUCCAGUUCUGACUGAAUAUGCUGUGCAAGAUUUAAAUUUGAACCCUAAACUCCCAUUUGAAGAUAAUUCCUUUGAUGUCAUAACUAACGCGGUCAGUGUUGAUUACCUAGCUAAACCUAUUGCUGUUUUCAAGGAGAUGUGCCGAAUACUUAAGCCAGGUGGACUGGCUAUAAUGAGCUUCUCUAAUCGUUGCUUCUGGACAAAAGCAAUCUCUAUAUGGACAUCAACUGGUGAUGCUGAUCAUGUUAUGAUUGUUGGGUCUUAUUUCCAUUAUUCUGGAGGCUUUGAACCACCUCAGGCUGUGGAUAUAUCUCCCAAUCCUGGACGCUCAGAUCCCAUGUAUGUUGUGUACUCUAGAAAGGCCUCUACAGCGUGA
Dovyalis caffra is the source of this 933-nucleotide messenger RNA. The record is from the annotation of a GenBank genome assembly. Lineage: Eukaryota; Viridiplantae; Streptophyta; Magnoliopsida; Malpighiales; Salicaceae.